Messenger RNA from Maniola jurtina (meadow brown), 808 nucleotides. RefSeq lists its product as uncharacterized. The coding region runs from base 47 to 808 and encodes 253 amino acids. Lineage: Eukaryota; Metazoa; Arthropoda; Insecta; Lepidoptera; Nymphalidae. Gene Ontology annotation, molecular function: nucleic acid binding. The record is from RefSeq and is a predicted model, not a curated record. The transcript has a single exon.
UACUUAUCAUACAAAAAGUUGUUGGCAGAGUGAGGACGAGCCAGGAAUGUUCGUCUCAGAGUCAUCAGGGAGUCGCUGGAUAAUCGCUCAUGCGGGAACAAAAGAUGGAUUCAUAAAUGGUGCAUUAUUAAUGUUCAAAUCCCAAUCAAAGUCCUCAGAUUACCACGAUGACAUGAACUCUGCAAAUUUCUUAAAAUGGAUGACGGAAAAACUAAUACCUAAUCUACCUGAAAGGUCGCUUGUGGUAAUGGACAACGCUCCUUACCAUUGCACUCAAUUAAACAAAGCCCCUUCAAUGUCAAAUAUAAAAAGCAGUAUGCAGGAAUGGCUCCGGCAAAAGGGUAUAUAUUUUGAAGACACCUGGAGAAAAGCUGUGCUGUUUGAGCUAAUCAAACAAAAUAAAGGUCCACCGACAUUUGCAGUGGAUGAAUUAUUAACACCUCAUGGACACGAAGUAUUAAGGUUGCCGCCUUACCAUUGUGACCUCAACCCGAUUGAGAAAAUCUGGAGCCUUCUAAAAAGAAAGGUGGCGGAUAAGAACGUGGCACAAGAUCCAAAAAAAAUUGUAAAAUUAACUGAAGAGGCCUUUGAGUCUAUUACGGUGGAAGAUUGGACAGCUCAGUGCACGCAUGUCGAACAUUUAGAGGAGGAAUAUGUAAAAAAUGAUGGUCUUAUGGAUAAAGAGAUCAACCGAAUAAUUAUAUCUACGGCUAGUGAUACUGAAACAGAAUCUGAUUCAGUUUCCAUCCACUCUUCAAACAGUGAUGUUCCUAUAGCCGCUGAUCACAAUUAUUCACUAAAACUCUGA